Molecule: messenger RNA, 883 nt
Organism: Daldinia caldariorum
Lineage: Eukaryota; Fungi; Ascomycota; Sordariomycetes; Xylariales; Hypoxylaceae
Product: 40S ribosomal protein S14-like protein
Exons: 3
Coding region: 157-609 (150 amino acids)
Biological process (GO): ribosomal small subunit assembly; translation; maturation of SSU-rRNA from tricistronic rRNA transcript (SSU-rRNA, 5.8S rRNA, LSU-rRNA)
Cellular component (GO): ribosome; cytosolic small ribosomal subunit
Molecular function (GO): structural constituent of ribosome; mRNA 5'-UTR binding; small ribosomal subunit rRNA binding
Source: RefSeq, a predicted model, not a curated record
CCACAAAUAAACACACCUUCAAUUAUUGUGAAAGAUCGAUUUCAUUUCUAUCGAGGAAGAAAAAAAAUCCCCCGCGGUCAACCUUUUACUUCAUCCAACCGUCAACACCCCCUCCCUUGAAGUCCUACCCUAAGACAUCAAAAAAGAUCAUUCACAAUGCCCCCCAAGAAGGCUCCCCGUCCCGCUCAGGAGAACAUCUCCCUUGGACCUCAGGUCCGUGAAGGCGAGCUCGUCUUUGGCGUUGCCCGUAUCUUCGCCUCUUUCAACGACACCUUCGUCCACGUCACCGAUCUCAGUGGCCGCGAAACCAUCACCCGAGUGACGGGCGGCAUGAAGGUCAAGGCCGACCGCGACGAGUCGUCCCCCUACGCCGCCAUGUUGGCCGCCCAGGACGUCGCGGCCCGCUGCAAGGAGCUCGGCAUCAACGCCCUGCACAUCAAGAUCCGCGCCACCGGCGGCAACGGCACCAAGACCCCCGGCCCCGGCGCCCAGUCCGCCCUCCGCGCCCUUGCCCGCUCCGGCAUGAAGAUCGGCCGCAUCGAGGACGUCACCCCCACCCCCUCCGACAGCACCCGCAGAAAGGGCGGUCGCCGUGGUCGUCGUCUGUGAUCGCGUCAUAUCCUUCACCUCUUUUUUCAUCAUCAACCGGCUACUGCUGCUGGUUUUGGUGGGCGAUCCGGAGGCAGCAAUGAUGGGCGGAAUCAAGGGUUGGCACGAGGGCUUCUUCAUCUCUGUGGCGUUGACAAUUACGAGGAGAACGGCGUGCGUCUAGAAAGGAACAAGACAUGCCUGGUCUCCAUGAUACUUAGGGUAGCUUUGCUUAUUGUCACAUGAUGCCUUUUGGCACGGCUAUAGAAAUGAGAAAACGUUGAUCCAACAAGAA